AUGAGUAUCACGUCGUCUAAAUCCGAACAAUCAAGGGCUUCUGUAAAAUCCCUAAAAAUCAAUACUAAAAGAGAUUCUACUAUUGAAGAAUCUGUGAAAACCUAUCAACUUUUGGAAGCUCUUCGUUCAGAUACAACUGUACUUUCAUCAAUUUUGUCCAAUUAUAAUCCACAAGUCUUAACGUCACCAACUUCAAUUUCCGGAGAUAUUAAUCAUGCCAUACCACCUUCACCUCUUAUACUCGCUGUUCAAUGUGCUACAAUGACUACUAUUGAAUUUAUUAUUACAAAUUUUUCUCAUAUUAUUGAUGUUAAUCAAAGAGAUCAACAGGGAAAUACUGCAUUACAUCAUGCUUCAAAAUCUGGAAGAAUAGACGUUCUUGAAUUAUUAUUAAAACAAAAAUAUAUUAAUGAUACUAUAACAAAUAAUGAUGGUAAACAACCUUUAGAAGUUACUAAAAAUCGUGAUGUUAUUAAAAAUAGAUCCAAUUUUGCUGAACGUACUUCAAAUCUAUUUCAACAAUAUGUUGCUGAUUCAAAUUAUGUUGGAAUUCAAAGUCUUUUUCAAGAUCCUCGUGCAGCUGCCUUGGUUAAUAUUAAUCAUAUUGAUUCUGUUAGUGGUUCAACUCUUUUACAUGAUGUUGCUCGAAAAAAAGAUUUAGAAAUGGUACAAUUUUGUUUGGAUCAUGGUGCUGACGUUUCAAUUAGAGAUCGUAAAGGUAAAUUUCCCAUUGAUGUGACUAAAGAGGAUAAAAUAAAAGCUUUACUUAAACAAGGUGCUCCUGCAACAAGUCUUGUCAUUGCUUCUUUACCUAAUCAACCACCAAUGUUAAAAGGUUAUUUGCAUAAGUGGACAAAUUAUGCUGGUGGUUAUAAGAGUCGGUGGUUUGUACUUGAAAAUGGCAUGUUAUCGUAUUUUAAAAAUCAAGAUGAUGCUGGAAAUUCAUGUCGUGGUUCAAUCAAUAUGAAAAUAGCAAAAAUUUCUGUUGAUAGUACUGAUAGACUUAGAUUUGAUAUUAUUGGUAAAGGUUCUGUAAGAUAUCAUUUACGUGCUAAUAAUCCUAGUGAAGCAAAAAAAUGGGUAAUCGCGUUAACACAAUCAUCAGAAAACGAUAGAGGUCGUAGACAAAGUAUUAUUGAUGAUUCUGUUAGUGAUGAAACUAGAGUUAGUCGAAGUCUUCAUAAAUCCGAUUCUCAUGCUGAUACUUUAACUUCUGCUGAUUCCGAUCGUGAUCGUUCAAGAUCUCCAUCAAAUCAAUCAAUUGAUUUAGAACAUAUUCCUAGUGAUGAUACUUAUCGUGUAACCAUAAAAUCUACUAUAAUAGAUACUUUUUCUCAAUCAAUUAAAACUCUUCACAAUCUUGUUGAUGAUGUUCUUCGUAUGACUGAAGAACGUGAUGCAUAUUGGAAUAAAAAAUUGGAAAAGGAAUUAGAAGCUAAAAGACUCUGGGAAGAAAGUAUGCGUUUACUUGCUAUGGAAAAAUCGGAAAUGGAAAAACUUAUACAACAAAAUGUUCAAGAACAAAAGAUGAGAAAAAGGCAAUUAAAAGCCGCUCUUGCUGAGAGUCAACUUAAUUCUCCUUCCAGUCCUUCACGUUUAUCUUCUAAUGAUAUUUUUGAUGCUUCAUUUAAAUCUGAUGAUUCUUCUAAUGUACCUGAUUCUUUUGGUCAAAGAGUUUCAAUGGAACAAGCUACUUCAAUAUUAUCAAUGUUAGCUGAGGAUUAUGAUUCUGAUGAAUUUUAUGAUGCCAUGGAUAAUUGUGAAGAAUCUCAAGAUGUUGUUAAAUUAGAUGAUUCAGGUGUUACAUUAAAUGUUUCUACUCCUUACAUUUCCAAUUCAUAUUAUGGUUAUCCUGAUUAUAUUCGAGAUCAACUUCCACUUGAUCAAUCUUCACGUCCUGAUGUUUCUUUAUGGGCUAUUUUAAAGAAUUCAAUUGGAAAAGAUUUAAGUAAAAUUACAUUACCUGUAUAUUUUAAUGAUCCAACUUCAAUGUUACAACGUAUGGCUGAAGAUAUGGAAUAUAGUGAUCUUUUAGAUCUAGCUGCUCGACAAAAAAGAAGUACUGAAAGAAUUUUAUAUGUUGCUGCUUUUGCAAUGAGUAAUUAUUCUAGUACUGUUGGUCGUAUUGCUAAACCUUUUAAUCCGUUAUUGGGUGAAACUUAUGAAUAUGUUAGACGUGAUAAAGCUUUUCGAUAUGUUUCAGAACAAGUUAGUCAUCAUCCGCCAAUAAGUGCAUGUUAUUGUGAAUCCGCAAAUUAUGAUUUUUUUGCUGAAGUAGACGUUAAAUCAAAAUUCUGGGGAAAAUCAUUUGAAAUUCAUCCACAAGGUGUAUCACAUGUUAGACUAAAAGUAUUAAAAGAUUAUUGGCCAAGUCACGUAGAUGGAACACCAGAUUCAUUUAUUGCUACUGGAAAUCCAAAUGCAUUUUCCGAGCAUUAUUCAUGGAAAAAAGUUACGACCUGUGUAAACAAUUUAAUAUUAGGAACUCCAUGGAUUGAUCAUUAUGGAGAUAUGAUUAUUACUAAUCAUUUAACGGGUGAUAUUUGUGUUUUAACAUUUAAAGCUCGAGGAUGGAGAGGAAAAGAUGCUUUUGAAAUUAAAGGAUAUGUUAAAGAUUCAAAUGGUAAAGAAGUAUGGGAAAUUGCCGGAAGAUGGAAUGAAAGAUUAGUAGCAAGAAGGAGUGAUGAAAGUUUAUUAACCACCAAUGAUGAUUUAGGUAAUGCUUACACCACAAUUAAUGAAACUCCGGUAGAUGAAAUAUUAGUACCAUCACCAACACAUUCUACGACUUCAAUAAAUACAAGACCAAUAUAUUUAUUAUGGAAACGAAAUCCAUUACCUGAUGAACCUUUACCAUUUAAUCUUACAAAAUUUGCUGUUACACUUAAUGAUUUACCUGAUAGUUUAGUAAAUUGGAUUGCUCCUACAGAUAGUAGAUUUCGACCUGAUCAACGUGCAAUGGAAAGUGGUUUAUACGAUGUAGCUAGUUCUGAAAAAAUAAGAUUAGAAGAAAAACAACGAACAAAAAGAAAAAAGAGGGAAAAUGGUCUUUUAAUUGAACAUGAACCUAGGUGGUUUACUCGUGAUAUUGAACCUGAUACAGGUGAAAAAUAUUGGAAAUUUAAUUAUGAAUAUUGGAAAGAAAGAGAACGAGCUGGAAAAGAGAAAUUUGAAGGAACUGGUGAAGGGAAAUGGAAUAUUGCUGAUGAUGAUAUUUUUUAA
This is a messenger RNA of Cetraspora pellucida, 3222 nucleotides long. NCBI's taxonomy places the organism in Eukaryota, Fungi, Glomeromycota, Glomeromycetes, Diversisporales, Gigasporaceae. The record is from the annotation of a GenBank genome assembly.